This is a messenger RNA of Brienomyrus brachyistius, 2885 nucleotides long. RefSeq names its product sterile alpha motif domain-containing protein 3-like. The transcript is spliced from 6 exons. The coding region runs from base 1014 to 2543 and encodes 509 amino acids. Lineage: Eukaryota; Metazoa; Chordata; Actinopteri; Osteoglossiformes; Mormyridae. The record is from RefSeq and is a predicted model, not a curated record.
CGUGCCUUUAUUCCACCAGGGAGCGAUCUUCUCACAAAUUUGAAGACUGUCACUCCCCAUUCACGUUUUACACUGUUAGCCCGGAUUUAGUUUCUACUUAAAUAUUAAAGCAUUAUAUACUAAAAAGAAAAAGUUUGAUGAUAUCACUUCAUAAUUUUAAGUAUAUUCUACUAAUUUGUUGGCAUAGUCCAAUGUGCAAAUAAUGUGAAGUACAAUAAGCUUAAAUUGAAAAGUUAUUUAACAGACCACACCUCUUCUUCCCAAUUGUGAUAACUGCCUAUUAACAGAGUAAUGAGCAGUUGCUCAAGGUAUCAGUGUGUGUGUGUUUUCCUUAUUUCAACAGUCUAUAUUGCAGCCUGCUCUUACACAGACAUAUAAUACAAAACAAAAACAGUCUAAAACUGAUUUUUUUGUUGCGGUUGUGUGGAUUCAAACACCGCUGGCGAGGAACUGGAAGGUGAGUUUAACUCCCUCAGUUGUAAAAACUUCAUUUAAACUUUCGUCAUUUCGACGGAAAUUUUUAGACACUGGCUAAUUUACCUGGCUGUGCAAUGUAUAUUUACCUAACUGUGGGGGGGAGGGUUUUGGGGGCAGCGGUGGAAACAAUUUUUUAACAUUUACCGGUUCGUUGGCUUUUUUUAUCCACAACUAAUCGAUAUCUAAUGCUAGUGUAACCCAGCCUUAGAUUGAGCUACGCAUUAAUAUGUUCAUAUUAUUAUUUUUCUUUUUUUGUGAGUAUUCCCCUUUCAGAAUUGAGGGAGUGUCGUAAACAAGAUGCAGCGUUACGGCAGCUGGUUGUCAUGGUACUCCUAGUGGGGAUUCGCGGGCUUCGCCUUUAGGCUUUCACCUGGCCGGCUGCAACCGUUAUUUUUUCCAAGAAGAUAGCGGGAACACAUGCGCCUGUUUUACGCGGUUUACCACGGCCUAUUGUAUCUGGUUUCCUGGAGAGUUUUACUGUCGACAAGUUCUGCAGAUUCUGUUUGGCAAGCAGUAGAGACACUCAACAACAAGAGAUGGCCAUGGAACAGAAAUUAACAAUGCGGGUUAUCAUCUCCGAGGGUGAUAUAAGAAAGAUGACAAUGAACCCUCGACCAUACAUACUUGAAGAUUUGAUUAGCUGGCUCAAAGGCACUCUCCAAACAAACUACAAUUUUACCUUACAGUACCAAGAUCCUGAAUUUAACAAUGAAUUAUGCAACCUCACAGACUUGUCUGAGCUCCCAGAUAAACCAACGGUCAAAAUCAUCCCUAUCAUUGAGCUUGUACCAGUCCCUGGAGGUUCUGAAUUAUGUAGUGACACAGGCAGCCAAGCAGACACCGAGAUCCUGUCCAUCUCUUUGGAUAGAAGUUCUCAGUGGCCAGCGGUAUUUGAAAUUCCAAAAUUUCAAGUCGAUGUAGAUUAUAGACUACGCCAAGGUAACCUGCAGUAUUUCAGGGAUGCAACCUUUCUUAAAGUCACAAAAGAACUAAAGCAUGACAUACUCGAGAAAUUGGCUGAGACCAUGUAUGCAUUUAAAGCAUACCCAACAAAGGAAGAUUUUGAGACUGUUGCUAAGGCUUUAGUGCAAACACACCCAUGCCUUAAAGAAACUGGGUCACACUCUGGCUGGAAUGGUUGGAAGAAUAGCCUUAAGUUCAAAAUGGGUAAUUAUAGAACCAAAAUGCGGCAGCUGGGUCGACUUGAUGUUACUGUCAAUGGUGGCAAGCGAAGAAGUGACACUACAAAUGGCGAUCCUGCAAACACACAGAUCAAGAAGCCAAAGAAAGGGGAAAUAAAUUUCCUGCCUGAUUUUCCAGAGGGGAUGACUGACCAAAACAUGGAAGUAGCUCGUGAGGUUCUGGUCAAUGAAAUGAUGAAGACAAAGCCAAGGGAAUCCCUGGUUAAGAAAGAGAUGGAUGUGACGUUUGCUUUUCGCAGAAAGGAGAUUGUCAAUGAGAAGCCUGCCAUCAGCCAGGUGGUGCAUCGUUGGCCAGCUCUUUUUACAGAAAAUCAGGUUUAUUAUGAAUUUGGCAGAGUGGUAGGGAAAAAUCUCAGAGAGAACUUCUUGGAUGCACUUGACAAUUUGUCUCCAAGCCUCAUGGACCUCUUCAAAAAGAAGAAAGGCCUUACUGGUCAGCUUUUGGCUGAACUUUUAUACCAGACAAAGACAACUGAGCCAACAGACGUCAGAUGCCUUUGUCUUCGGGGACUGCCGGUCACCUUGGGUGAUGAUCCUUCUGCCUUCUUCAAGACCUGCUUUGACACAGCUGACAAUGACUUGUACAGGCAAACUCCAGUGGGAUUGCUUUUCAUUGGUGAAGAGAACCUUAAGCUGAACCCAUCCAAAGUGGGAAUCAUCUUGGAAGGGAAUGUGGUGAUGGAUGAUCUGGCCAACCUUCCUCAGGCCUUCUAUGUCCUUUUUGGACUGAUAUAUGCCCUGCACCUGGACUAUCCCAGAUACAUGAAAAACACUUUUUGCUUUGUUCAGCAGGUGAUGUUUAACCUGGGUAAAAGUGAGCUGCCACCAAAAAUUCAGACUCUGAAAAACCAACUUGCAGUGUAAAGAGGUGUUGUUACACUAUUUCUCCAGAUAGGAGAAAGAUUGUUUGUUCUUUUAGAAAAGGGACUUAUUUGCACUGUUAUGCACUUUUUUCUAUUUAUGUAAUUGGACUGGCACUGAUAUGUCUGGUUUUGAUUCAGAUUAACAAACCAAAAACUGAGGAAAACAGUUUGCAGUGUUAAGUGGUGUUCUUAAUUGUUGCACCUGAUACCAGGUGCCUAGUUUUAUGUCGUGCUUUUAGAAAAACAAUCUGUUGUGUAUGUUCACAAUAAAGCAUUUUACCCCUAACCGGGGUGUUUUCAACAAAUGUUUCAUCUGAUUUCUUGACCUGAAUAACUAUUUAUA